This is a messenger RNA of Oncorhynchus nerka (sockeye salmon), 135 nucleotides long. RefSeq names its product RNA-binding protein 25-like. The transcript has 2 exons. The record is from RefSeq and is a predicted model, not a curated record. The annotation marks the transcript as partial. Lineage: Eukaryota; Metazoa; Chordata; Actinopteri; Salmoniformes; Salmonidae.
GAGAGACAGAGGAGGAGCAGAGAGAGACAGAUAGAGAGGCGAGAGAGACAGAGAGAGAGAGAGAGAGAGAGACAGAGAGAGAGAGAGAGAGAGGAGAGAGAGAGACAGAUAGACAGAGAGACAGAGAGACAGAGA